AGGUCAGAGCUGCAGAAAACCCUGUUUGUGAAACAUGUAAAUAGUUAAGUGUAAAUUGCAUGUCGAAUGAAAUGUUUAUGGUGUAAUGUGGAUGGUUGACACACGGAAUAAUCAGCAUUAACCAAGAGUGUGUUGAAGACAUGAAUACUCUGCAGUCCUGAUAGCAGCCAUCAUGACGACAGAGGCUGUGUCCUCCUCAGGGACUCGGGCUCAGAUCCAAGCUCCUGUCCAGAAAGACUACUACUACUGGUUACGCUCUUUCACAGCUGGAGGAGUUGCUGGAUGCUGUGCCAAGUCCACCAUAGCGCCUCUUGACAGAGUGAAAAUUUUACUACAAGCUCAAAAUCCUCAUUACAAACACCUUGGAGUGUUCGCCACAAUUAAGGCAGUGCCAAAAAAAGAGGGUUUCCUUGGACUAUACAAGGGAAAUGGAGCCAUGAUGCUCAGGAUUUUCCCAUAUGGAGCCAUUCAGUUUAUGGCUUUUGAUAGCUACAGAAAGUUCCUUAACAAACGACUUGGAUUAUCUGUGCAUAUUCAUCGGCUCAUGGCAGGAUCUAUGGCAGGGAUGACUGCAGUUAUUUGCACCUAUCCACUCGAUGUUAUCCGAGCACGCUUGGCGUUUCAAGUGACAGGACAUCAUCGCUACACUGGCAUACGAAACGCCUUUCAGACCAUUUACCUUAAGGAAGGAGGUAUCUCUGGAUUCUACCAUGGUCUGACCCCAACAAUCAUUGGCAUGGCUCCAUAUGCAGGCUUUUCCUUUUUUACAUUCGGAACAUUGAAGACUCUGGGACUCACUCACUUCCCAGAGCUCCUAGGCAAGCCGUCUCUUGACAACCCUGAUGUUCUCGUGCUGAAGACUCACGUCAAUCUGAUGUGUGGUGGAGUUGCUGGGGCAAUUGCUCAGACUAUAUCAUACCCACUAGAUGUUGCCCGGAGGAGGAUGCAGUUAGGUGCGUCACUCCCUGAUUUUGACAAAUGUUGCAGCCUCAGAAAAACUCUCAAGCAUGUGUACACCCAGUAUGGGAUCAGGAAAGGACUGUAUCGCGGCCUGUCCCUCAACUACGUCCGCUGUAUACCGUCACAAGCUGUUGCCUUCACUACUUACGAGUUCAUGAAGCAGGUCCUUCACCUAAACUAGAACAAUCAGUGACUAAGCCUUAAAGGAACGAGUUGAAACGACCCCCGGUGACAUCACAGCAGUCCUGUCUUCCAUUCCAGAGACCAGUCACGUGAAAUCCAGUUCUUACUAAACACCCUCACAAACGGCAAACCUGUGGCUUUGCACAGCCCAGCAACAGUCACUAUGGAUACAGAGACAAAAGCAACCGACACUGGAAAUCCCAUGGAAACCUGCAUCUGAAACUUGUUUGUAAGAAGCUAUCCCAUUUCAGAUCAAACAAUAUAUUUCACUCAUAAAGCAAAAUCAGUCAAUUAUUAUACCUAUACAGACAGUUUCUGUAGGUAUAUCACGGUGCUUUUGACCUGAUUUUUAAGUCAAAUACGGAAGUUGAUUUUUCUUUGCUAAAUUUUAUAUGUAGCUUUAUAUCACCUCAAGUGUACAUAAUGUCUAUGCAGUAUUAAGUCAUGUUCGCAUGCUGAUGUUCCUGUGACUCAAGUUAAAUAUCUGAUUGAUGCCUUACAGUGCAGGUUAAUUCACAGUCUUUUGGAAGAAAGCAAUCAAAUGAGAAUCUGUGUGGUGAUGUAUAUAUCACAUAUGUAUAUGAAUCUUAAAUUACCGUUAACUGAUUUGUAAUGGGAACUACACAAGUCCCUUCAAUAGAAUAGAACAAAAUAACAGAAUAAACUUUCACCAGGCCAGAUUAAAAUUAUUAUUAUUUUUUAAAAUAUAUCUAUUUGAUCUAUUGCCUUGUUUUGUUUUGCAUUGAAUGGAAAUGUGCUCUCAAACGGUUGCCUCAUUUUCCUUCCUCUUGUAAUGACUUGCUUUUUUGUUGUUGCCAUGUGGUGGCAGUGUUGCAGUGAAUCGAAUCCUCUUUAAUAUCUCUGUAAUUGGACUUUUCAUGUACAUGUUGAUCGUUCAGCUGCAUGUGUUUCCAAAAAUGAAGGGGAACAUUUAUGUGCAUACAUUCAAUACAUACUGAUACAGUUUUGUUACUGAGUGAAUACAUGAGUGGUGAAGGUCAUGAUUUAUUGAUCACAUUUCAAGUUUAUUUGCACUAAAUGCCAUCAAGCUGAAUAACUAGAAUGGGAGGAUUGUCUUAAACAUAUCUUUGCUGAUUCUUGAGGACUGUGGAGAAAGUUUGUCUUGCUGCUUUGGAUAAAUCGCCUUUAUUUAUUUGUUAUAUUGGUUUAAUGAAUGGACAUUAUGUCAGAUUGAAAUGGUUAAUAGGCACUGAACAAAUUAACAAUGAGAAUGUGUUUUUAAUUUGUAUGUAUGCAUAGAUGAUCAUUAAAGAAAUGUAAAUGUUAAACCAAUAUCUCUGGGAAUAAAAAUAAAGGUGUUUUUUGUCUUGUU
Carassius auratus (goldfish) is the source of this 2476-nucleotide messenger RNA. RefSeq names its product graves disease carrier protein homolog. Gene Ontology annotation, cellular component: mitochondrial inner membrane. NCBI's taxonomy places the organism in Eukaryota, Metazoa, Chordata, Actinopteri, Cypriniformes, Cyprinidae. Gene Ontology annotation, biological process: transmembrane transport. The record is from RefSeq and is a predicted model, not a curated record. The coding region runs from base 173 to 1141 and encodes 322 amino acids. The transcript has 10 exons.